GAUUGUAUCAUUUCCGGUAAGGAAGUUGUUCGUUCCAAACAAAUGUUAGCUCGUAGUUGAAUUUUUCCUGCAACUUUAAAUGAGAGUUACGUUAAUUAAGCCCUAGAAGUGUGGUGUCUGUCAUCUAGCCAAACUAGCUCCUGAGGUCAUCAUCUCCACCUCCUCAGUAAACCUCUGCAUCCAUGGAGACACCAGAGCCUGGUCCAGCAGAUGGAGAGGAGCGUCUGGUGGAGCUGCGGCCUCGCACACGCUCCAACCCUGAAGGUGCUGAGGAUCGUCGCAGUAGCACAGGGAGCCUGGGAGGCAACAGUAACCCUAACAUAUCUCAGCCUGCAGUGGGCAGUCGUGUGGAGGGCGAGGGCGAGGCUUCGACCAGCGACAGUCCUCCGAGCUCCACCACCACAACUGUGUCGACAGCUGCAGCUCAAACUGUAGUUCCCGUUGCAGCUGCAGUACCGGUUAUAGCCAGUGGUGCAGUGUCUUUGUCUGCUGCAGCCGUUGCAGCCAAAGAGAGGCCAAAGCCCACACAGCAGCAGCAGCCCCCCACACUCACUACCUCCAUCCCUCCACCAGCAGAGUACCAACUGCGAGUCCCCCGUGUCAACUGCCCUGAGAAAGUGAUUAUCUGCUUAGACCUUUCUGAAGAGAUGUCUUUGCCAAAGUUGGAGUCUUUUAAUGGGUCUAAAACCAACGCCCUGAACAUAUCUCAGAAGAUGAUUGAGAUGUUUGUCAGAACUAAACACAAGAUUGACAAACGGCAUGAGUUUGCGCUGGUCGUAAUUAACGAUGAUGCCCUUUGGCUUUCAGGCUUCACAUCUGACCCCAGGGAGCUGUGCAGCUGUCUAUAUGAUCUGGAGACCAAUGUAUGCGAGUCCUUUAUAGACCUGGAAGAUCUUCUGAAUGUAAUUCGUCAGAAGAUUGAACUUCCGUUGACGGAGAAUGUUCAGACCAUUCCACCCCCUUAUGUGGUGCGGACCGUGCUCAUCUACAGCCGACAUGCAGGGCAGCUUCAGUUCAACUCCUCUGAGGCCGUUAGUAAAAUGCUACAGUCUCCAUAUUUUUUCUUUGAUGUGGUUUAUCUGCACAACGGAAUGGACGAGCAGGGUGAUGAGACAAAUUGGAGGGACAACUAUACCUCUUUCUGUAACCUGGACUCCAAGGGCAUGUGCUAUCGCUUUGAGGUUUCCUUGAGUGGACCUGCCAUUGAGCUUCACAACUGCAUGGCCAAACUUCUGGCUCACCCAUUACAGAGACCUUUCCAGAGUAAUGCGUCUUACAGCCUGCUGGAAGGGGAGGACCCACAGGACGUUGAAGCAACGGUCUAAAACAGACACACUUAUAAAGCACUGCCUCUCUGUGAAAUUUACAAACUGUAGUUUAUCAGAGAAAGAGACAACUUAUUAUUUGGGUGUGUGUUUUUUUUUCUCCAUUUACUGCAACAUAGCAAACAUUAUUGAGAAUACCUUGGAAAAUCAUCAAGUUACUAACACAAUCAUUGUGUUUUAGCAUAAACAAUGAAUUACUAUUAUUAUUAUUAUUGUUGUUCUGAGCUGUGAAAUAAAUGAAUCUGAUUGUUAGUGGUUAAGUCAGACGUUGCUGGGUGUCUCCUGCGGAGGGAGAGAUGGCGUGGCAUCGUCAGACUGUCUGGACACAGGGCACUACUAGAAAAUUAAAUUAAAUAAGAAUUAAAAAAUAAAUAUGAUGGUUAAUUUAUCAGUUUUCUCAAACAUGCUACCUUGUUUUUUUCUUACAAAUCUAUCCCACUGAUUUAUAUGUGAUCCUCCAAAAGGGAAAAAUCAAUCAACGCCUGGGACAGUUUUCCACAGCAGUCUUUUGGGACUUUGAAGUAGUGUCCUGUAACAUGAUGUACUGUAUUAUGAAGGUGAAACUUCAUUUCGAUUUCCUUCCUCAUUUAGUUUGUAAUUUUCCACCCUUGUUAUUUUAAAUACUUCUUUUAUUUUGAUGUAGCGGAUUUUAAUUAUUUAACUAUGUUUGACAGACAAUGAAAGAAUGUACAGUAAUGUAGAUGUGGCCUCAUUUGAUUUAAAUAUUUUGUUUUACGAUGAUGAGAUGAUGUCUGUGGCACUGGGUGUUAUUUUGGAUAAGGCCUCUCGUACAGCCAGUCUAGCUGCACUUGUCUCAAAGUAUGGAGUAUCAUUUUGAAGCUUCUGGUGAUUAAAAAAUACAUAUUUAAUCAUU
Solea solea (common sole) is the source of this 2199-nucleotide messenger RNA. It is a transcript of the gene babam1, whose product is annotated as BRISC and BRCA1 A complex member 1. Lineage: Eukaryota; Metazoa; Chordata; Actinopteri; Pleuronectiformes; Soleidae. Bases 183 to 1325 code for a protein of 380 amino acids. Gene Ontology annotation, biological process: double-strand break repair; positive regulation of DNA repair; mitotic G2 DNA damage checkpoint signaling. Gene Ontology annotation, cellular component: nuclear body; BRCA1-A complex; BRISC complex. The record is from RefSeq and is a predicted model, not a curated record. The transcript has 9 exons.